Zingiber officinale is the source of this 2195-nucleotide messenger RNA. RefSeq lists its product as uncharacterized. Lineage: Eukaryota; Viridiplantae; Streptophyta; Magnoliopsida; Zingiberales; Zingiberaceae. The coding region runs from base 257 to 2044 and encodes 595 amino acids. The transcript has 12 exons. The record is from RefSeq and is a predicted model, not a curated record.
CUGUUUUAAUAACUCUUCCAACUACCCGCUGGCCCCGCUCUCGGGCAGCAUUCAGUCGUCUCGGCGAUUCGGCUGCGAGAUCCCUUUCUUGCUCAUGCUCACAAUUAAUUUCGCGUUCCCCACGAUCUCAAGGACGACAUCAUUAAUGAGAGGCCUCUACUUAGUUGCUUCACCGUCAUCGGCAUGCUGACGAAACCCUAGCAAAGAGAGGAAAGUGGGAUCACAAGAGGAGGAGGAGGAGGAGGAGGAGGGAGAGAUGGAUGUGAAGAGCCAAGGAUGCUUAGCUUCUUCCUCCAAAGCCUCCCCUGCUACUUCUGGUACUCACCACAGGCGCUCCAAGAGUGCCUCUGAUAGAAACCUGGAUUUCAACAAACAUGUAAAUUCACACAGCAUGCCGAAAGAGCGUGCUGACAUUCAGGACCCAAAUAAUGUUAUGAAUAUAAUGAACUCUCAUCGAAAUUUUCAGAAUUCAAGUGAAAGUGCUACAAAUACUACGAGGAACAGUAGAGUCUCCUUGGAAGAUGAUAUCAAACAACUCCAGAUGCAUUUGCAUCAAGAAAAAUCUACUCGCUUUCUAUUGGAGAAGGCGAUUGGUCGAGCUUCUAGCACUUUAUCUCCAGGACAUAGACAUUUCUCAGCUCAGACUAGGGAAUUAAUUGCAGAGAUUGAGCUGCUUGAAGAAGAAAUAGUAAAUCGUGAGCAACACGUGUUGUCUCUCUACAGAAGCAUCUUUGAUCAAUGUAUUAGUCAACCUUCAUCAGCUCAUAGUUCUGGCAUGACUUCUCCUGCACACUCAAACCCAAAGACUGGAUCCAGGAAGCAUCCUAGUAUAAUAUCAAGUUCUUUUUGCUCCUCAAAGAAAUUCAGAUUGCAACCUUUUCAAGUUCUGACUUCAAUAAGAGAGUCUGGACGAAGUAAUGUUUUACUUAAGCCACCAAAGUUUGUUCAUGAUCCAUUUUUGAGAGAAAACAUGAAUCUCUAUGAUGGAAUAAGCUUUGCUGACACUCUAAAGGAGAAGUUAUCAACUUCUGGAAGGAGUAAUUUAGCACGUACGUUGAAAGAUCAUCUCUACCAGUGUCCAUGCAGAAUAUCUGAAGAAAUGGUCAGGUGCAUGGCUUCAGUAUAUUGUUUGAUGUGCAGUGGCUCAUGUGAGAAGACAAGUAAAUCUCGUGCUCCUUUCUUGCAAAGAUCAUCUACCAGCAGCGUUCUUGGUCCAAAAGCCAUUAGAGAGGAGCAUGAAUGGCCUAGCAGAUCCAUCAUCGAAGUGCUAUCAAUAAAAUUAGACAAACGUUGCCCCCGUGCAUCUUACACAAUAAGCAACUACAGAUUUCUGGUGGAACAGUUGGAAAGAGUUGACUUGAGUGUUAUGGAAAACAGUGCUAAAUUGGCAUUUUGGAUCAAUGUCUAUAAUUCCCUUAUAAUGCACGCAUAUCUGGUGUAUGGGGUUCCAAGUAGUUCUCUGAGAAGAGUUGCUUUGUUUAAUAAGGCUGCAUAUAAUAUUGGAGGGCAAGUCAUUACUGCCAACUGCAUUGAGUACUCCAUUUUGGGUUGCCGGACAUCUCGGAUGGGUCGUUGGCUUGAAACUAUACUCUCAAAUGCUACGAGGAAGAAAUCUGGGGAAGACAAGCAGCUUAUCUGGUCCAAAAUGGGUCUCCCUAGUUGCCAUCCCCUUGUUUUCUUUGCAAUCUGCACCGGAGCUUCCUCGGACCCCAUCCUAAGAGUCUACAGUGCCAAGAAUGUGACAGAGGAGCUGGAGAAAGCCAAGAAGGAAUUCCUUCGAUCCCACGUUGUGGUCAAGAAAUCUAACAAAGUUUUUCUGCCAAAAGUCCUCGAUAGAUACGCUAAAGAGGUAUGCACCAACUAUGACUCUCUUCUCAUGUGGGUGUGCGAGAGCAUGGACAAGAAGCAGCAGGAUGCAAUCCACAGGUGUGUAGAUUCCAACUGCAGGAGGAAGGCCUCGCAAGUCAUCGAAUGGCUGCCCUACGACACGAGAUUCCGUUAUGCUCUCACGAGCGAAUCCGUAGAAACCCCCUGUAAAUUGUGACGACGGUGUAGUUAACCAGGUCAGGAAGGAUCACAUGAUUGAGGAGUCAACGACAAAACUAAGAAGUCAGCAUCGACGAACACAAUUCCAACCAUAUUAACCAUCAAGUGUGUCUCUAGAUUCUUCCUCCGUCGAUCAGAAUCCAAACCCC